Messenger RNA from Strongylus vulgaris, 513 nucleotides. Lineage: Eukaryota; Metazoa; Nematoda; Chromadorea; Rhabditida; Strongylidae. The record is from the annotation of a GenBank genome assembly.
AUGGAAGUUCUAAAAACCAGGCUUGCUUUAAGAAAAACUGGUCAACUGGACAAUGGCCUUUUCCAUUUUGCUCAUAAAAUGUAUAAAAAGGAAGGAGCUCUUUGUUUCUACAAGGGAUACGUUCCUAAUCUAUUGGGUAUAAUACCUUACGCGGGCAUUGAUCUAGCCAUUUACGAGACACUGAAGAAGUUGUAUGUUCGGCGUCACAAUGGUGGCGCAGAGCCAGGAGUAAUUGCUUUAUUGGCCUGCGGAACUUGCAGCUCCACCUGUGGUCAGCUUGCCAGUUACCCUUUAGCUCUUGUGAGGACCCGAUUGCAAGCUAGAGCGAUUUCUGGAGAUCCUUUGCAGCCUGAUACUAUGACUGGUCAGAUUCGUUAUAUUUUGGGAAAUGAAGGUUUUUUUGGCCUUUAUCGAGGAAUAGCACCCAACUUUAUGAAGGUUAUUCCUGCUGUAAGUAUCAGCUAUGUCGUAUAUGAGCACGUGCGAAGGCAUCUUGGUGCCACAAUGUCGUGA